This is a messenger RNA of Spathaspora passalidarum NRRL Y-27907, 3692 nucleotides long. RefSeq lists its product as uncharacterized. The transcript is spliced from 3 exons. The record is from RefSeq and is a predicted model, not a curated record. Bases 1 to 2898 code for a protein of 965 amino acids. Lineage: Eukaryota; Fungi; Ascomycota; Pichiomycetes; Serinales; Debaryomycetaceae. Gene Ontology annotation, cellular component: Sin3-type complex.
AUGUCAUCAUUUGCAUGGCAAGUAUAUCUGCCCAACUCCAUACCCUCAUACAUCCCCAAAUCCAAUGGCCACGGCGCUAACGGAAUUGUUCCGCUGAUUCUGCAACCGUCAGCAGCGUCCCUGAAACGAGGAUCAGUGGCUACUGAGUUCUCCAACUCCAAUGACUUCAUCACAUACAUCAUCCCUGACUUCAACGCAGUGCGAUACUUUCAGAAGGAGUUCAUCAAGUCUGGAGAGUUCCACUUGGUUGAAGAAUCGGAGGUCACUGGGUUUGAAAUAUACUUGGUUGAUCAAUGGGUCAAUAAUCGGAACAUAGGGACCGUGGUUACGGUGUACACGGGGAACGAAUCGAAAAUCUUAGUGGUGCGGUUCACCAUCAUUAAGAAACCGUCCAAGUAUUACCCACCACGAUUCCAGGAGUAUUUAAAUGAGUUGAUUCAGAAUCACUCGAGGAUGAAGAAGAUGGAGAACGAACGGAGACCACGAGACGCCAGCAAUGAGGUUUGUUUUGUCACGAAUUUAACUUCCCUUCCUUCAAACCUUAACUUAAUACCCAUCCCCCAUGGAGAUGUCCGCAAAGUCGAAUCAGCAUUCAUCAUCAACUCAAACCUUCGGAAGCUACACUGUACCGGGAGAUCCAUCUCGUUAAUCAGCGAAAAGAUAUCCGAUGCCAGUGAAGGAAAGUUUCGACAAAUGUACAAGAUCUAUAACGUCCCUGUGAAGUUCGCCAGUCGAGAACUAGUCAAUGUCGUGCAAACAUGUUUAUUCUAUUUUGACUUGCUCGAUGCAAGAUACUGUAAUGGAUUGCUAUGUGCCAAGACCGAAGAAGCAAUCAACAAUUGGUGGAACUUAGUCGGACUCCCGCAUUUCAAUAUCAAGCCCAACCGGAAAGAUGGGAUACUCCCAGCCAUGACCGUGGCCGCGAUCAUCAGUCUCAUACUCAGUGUUAGACUCCGAAUUCAAAUAGUGGGUGGGUCAGACGUGCCCAAGGAUCCAUUUGAUUUUGAAAAUUUUAUGAUUGCCAUAGGUCAAUUUCAAAGACAAUACAAACUAGACAAGACGAGAAAGUUGGACAUGGAGACUUUGAAUCGAUUGUUCAAUAUCACCAAUGCGAGACUAUUGCCGGAGAAACACGCAAAUUAUUUCUAUUCUUCUGCCUAUGGUGACAACAGCAUCUAUGACUCUGACUACACUUAUGAAUUUCCUUCGUCUCCGCCCCAGCGGAAAGAAAACUUGCCUAAAAGGUACGGGAAAGAAUUGAAGAAGCUUACUAACGUGGUCAAGACAGUGCAGGGACAUAUUGCCAGCAAAGCCGAUCUAGAUGAGAUACAAACCACGCCGCAGAACUCAACCAGCAGACCAACAACAGGGAGGAUCAUGAAUAAGAUUGCCAAGUUGGCGGAUAUGUCAAGUCCCCUCGAUGUCGAGACUUUGGAUUUGGAGUACUUGGUCAAGAAUUACCUUACUGGUAAGGUGCUAAUACGGUUGUUCUAUGGAGUUCAAAAUGGCGCCACGGCAGAUAAACUAAUUGAGCAGACUGGACUAAAGGAAGCAGAUCAUCAUCAUCACCACCACCAUCAUAUGAGACGACGUGGGAGAUCAAUCACAGACAACACAAACACAAACCUGUAUGUAUUUGAAAGUUUGCGAGAUAAGAUUGCCAAUACACAAGAGUUGGCAUUAGGCGAUUAUCGAUACUCACGAGGAUUCAAUUUCAAGAUGUUUGGUUUACAAAGCAAGCGGAAUUUAGUACCUGAAAGAAAGCGCACCGUUGUUGAACGAACAUUGGAACCAAGCUCCAGGGUAGAUGAACCUAGCACUUCGCUAGUUGAUACUUUUUUACAGAUCGGUGGUGGCGAUACUUCGUCGUAUGCUGAGAGCAUUGGUUCGGGCAAGAAUAAUGUUGUAAAUGGAGGAGGAGGAGGGACUGGUUCAUUGGUGUAUAAUAGCACCACUGAAUUAAACCAUCCUAUCGUUAAGUUCCAGCGGAAUUUAAACCGAAGGAAUUCGUUCCCUUUUAUGUUGGAAAAUGAAGCUAAUUUGAACUCAUUGGUUGUUUCCAAAGUAGAUACCAGGAUAAACUCCGAGAUGGUUGAGAUUGAACGAAAGAGACCUAGGAGUUUUAGUUACUCUUGCGUUGAGACGGUUGCACCGGAUCCACAGAUCAGUACAGUUGCCAAGUUGUCUCAGCGAUACUUGAAGAAUAUCAAUAAGUUGAUGAAGUAUGAGAAUUUACGCAAGUUGUACUUUGAAGAAAAGGACAAGAAAGAGUACGUUACCAAUAAAAGUCUAGAACAUUCUUAUCAGUUGAUGAAUUUAGAAUUGGUAAAGUUGAACAAUUUGCGAGUGCAGAUGGAUUCCCACCGGGCCAAGAUCAUGGAUGAAGGCUUUGCUGAUCAUUUGCAGUACAAUAUGAAUUUGUUGACCACGACAAUCGACCGAUUGGUUUAUGAGACGAGAAUUGUCGUGAAGCGUAUUGAUGAACUUGAGGACAAUUAUCAGUUUUUUGAGAUGAAGAAUGACGAUACGCAAAAGAAGAUGACGAAAGUGAUUGAUAAUCUCAUCCGUCUGACCAAGUUCAAGUUGGUGUAUCCCGAUCCCCAGGAGCGGAAACGGAUCAUUGUCAAGUUGGUAGGUGAGGAUGACGAAAGGUACAUUCAACAAGGAACUGUCGAUUACAGCAGGGGAGGAGGCCUCAAGAUAUACUUUAUGAUGAUAUUUGAGUUUGUGUGGACAUACUUCCAGAUAUUCCGGGCCAAUAUGAAUGCGGAUAGAAUUAGAGCGGCGUGGGGGAAGUUGGAUCCCAAUCGAACCAUCAUCAACAAAGCGUAUUCUUAUAUGCAUAGACAGCCAGUACAAGCGAGUCAAACUACAGAAGUGCGUGAAGAACUUGAUUAAUAUGUGUGUAUAUAUAUGUUUAUGUUUAUAUUUGUAUUUGUACUUGCAUUUAUAUUUACAUUUAUGUUUAUAUUUACAUUUAUGUUUAUAUUCACAUUCGUAUUUAUGUUUAUAUUCACAUUCGUGUUUAUGUUCAUAUUCGUAUUCAUGUUCAUAUUCUUAUUCACAUUCGUAUUCAUACUCAUAUCUCAUUUAGUGCCUUGACUAAUUCGUUUAGUUGUUGCUGGUACUCUCGUGACUGUAGCAUCUCGUCUGCCUGCUGUUUCUCGUGAAACACUUUGCCAAGUUUAGUUUGCGCUUUGUGUAUGUUUUUGUUCAUCUCUAGCAGCCCAGUGUCCAACAGGUCAAUUGUAGGCUGAACAACAUUCUCGACAAAGUUGUUGCAUAGCUGUUUGACAUGUUUCUCUUCUUCUCGGUGUAUGUGAUCCUUUGACUCGAGGUACUCCUUUACCGAAUCAACGAUAUCUUGGUUUUGGUAAAUCAAUUCUUGUAAUUUCUCGCCAAGAAAGUCCUGCUUCUGAAGUUCCAUCACUAUUGCGAGUCUGCUUUCUUCGAGUUUCUUGAUGGCUGCUUCAUUGCUGUCUAUUGUGGUUGUUGCUUCAGCUGGCUGCCUGAUCAACUCUUGGUAUUCUUCUUUUGUGACUAGUUCCUGGAUUAGUUUUUCAAGACGUGCAAUGUGGUCGCCGGAUUCUGUUACUUGAGGUGUUAGUGUUUGGACUAACGUGGAAAUAGCCAGUAGAUCAUCGUAUGUCUUGUCCAUUACUGGUGGUGGUAGUAGGAGGGUGCAGUUCCGG